Molecule: messenger RNA, 2283 nt
Organism: Pteropus alecto (black flying fox)
Lineage: Eukaryota; Metazoa; Chordata; Mammalia; Chiroptera; Pteropodidae
Gene: TFEB
Product: transcription factor EB
Biological process (GO): regulation of transcription by RNA polymerase II; positive regulation of DNA-templated transcription; humoral immune response
Cellular component (GO): nucleus
Molecular function (GO): protein dimerization activity; RNA polymerase II cis-regulatory region sequence-specific DNA binding; DNA-binding transcription factor activity, RNA polymerase II-specific
Source: RefSeq, a predicted model, not a curated record
GCAGAGGCGGCGGCCGCUGGCUGGACGUAGGGAGCGGCGGCGGCGCCGACGGCAGCGGGAAGGGCGGACAGGGCGGGCCUCUCUGGUGGUGCCGAGCCGGAGGAGCUCGGGAGGGGAAGGCAGGCGCAGCUCGCGGGCCGGACACCUGAACUUGGGACAAGUUGCCGGAGCCCCCGGGAGCGGGCGGCGGACGGAUUGACCUUCAGAGCUAGGGCGCCACACCAGCAGCCGCCAUGGCAUCGCGCAUCGGGCUGCGCAUGCAGCUCAUGCGGGAGCAGGCGCAGCAGGAGGAGCAGCGGGAGCGCAUGCAGCAGCAGGCCGUCAUGCAUUAUAUGCAGCAGCAACAGCAGCAGCAGCAGCAACAGCUGGGGGGGCCGCCCACCCCGGCCAUCAACACCCCCAUCCACUUCCAGUCUCCGCCACCUGUGCCCGGGGAGGUGCUGAAGGUGCAGUCCUACCUGGAGAACCCUACUUCCUACCACCUGCAGCAGUCCCGGGACCAGAAGGUGCGGGAGUACCUGUCCGAGACCUAUGGGAACAAGUUUGCUGCCCACAUCAGCCCUGCCCAGGGCUCCCCGAAGCCUCUGCCAGCAGCCUCCCCAGGGGUGCGGGCUGGCCAUGUGGUGUCCUCCUCAGCCGGCAACAGUGCGCCCAACAGCCCCAUGGCCAUGCUGCACAUCGGCUCCAACCCUGAGAGGGAGUUUGAUGUCAUCGACAACAUUAUGUGUCUGGACGAUGUCUUGGGCUUCAUCAAUACUGAAUCUCAGAUGCCCAAUACGCUGCCCCUGUCCAGCAGCCACCUGAACGUGUACAGUGGUGACCCCCAGGUCACAGCCUCCUUGGUGGGUGUCACCAGCAGCUCCUGCCCAGCCGACUUGACCCAGAAGCGUGAGCUUACAGAUGCUGAGAGCCGGGCCCUGGCCAAGGAACGGCAGAAGAAGGACAAUCACAACCUAAUUGAAAGGAGACGGAGGUUCAACAUCAACGACCGCAUCAAGGAGUUGGGAAUGCUGAUCCCCAAGGCUAAUGACCUGGACGUGCGCUGGAACAAAGGCACCAUUCUCAAGGCCUCUGUUGAUUACAUCCGGAGAAUGCAGAAGGACCUGCAGAAGUCCCGGGAGCUUGAGAACCACUCUCGGCGCCUGGAGAUGACCAACAAGCAGCUCUGGCUCCGCAUCCAGGAACUGGAGAUGCAGGCUCGAGUGCAUGGCCUCCCCACCACUUCGCCAUCGGGAAUGAACAUGGCCGAGCUGGCCCAACAGGUGGUGAAGCAGGAGCUGCCCAGCGAAGAGGGCCCAGGGGAGGCCCUGUUGUUGAGGGCCGAGGUUCCCGACCCUGAGUCAUUGCCAGCUCUGCCCCCCCAGGCCCCGCCACCCAUGGACUUCAGUAACAGCCUGAGCUUUGGGGUCGGGGGCGAUGAAGGGCCCCCAGGCUAUCCCGAACCUCUGGGGCCAGAGCAUGGCUCCAUGUUCCCCAACCUGUCCAAGAAGGACCUGGACCUCAUGCUCCUGGACAACUCACUGCUGCCACUGGCCUCCGACCCCCUCUUCUCCACCAUGUCUCCUGAGGCCUCCAAGGCCAGCAGCCGCCGGAGCAGCUUCAGCAUGGAAGAGGGCGAUGUACUGUGACCCCGGCUGCCCCCACGCUGGGGAACAGGGGCAGGCUUUGGGGCUGGGAGGGCCGGGGCCACCUCCUUCUGCCCAUUCAGGCUGCACUUGUGUGUGAAGUAGCCACCUGCCCUGCCUCACUCCUCCCUGUCAAUCCCCUGUUUGGACUUAGCGCCCGCUUGGCAGCCUGUGGGGCCAGGAGAAGCCCCCCACCUGGCUCAGUACUCCCCAGGGCAGCCCUCUUGUUGGAGCUGGGUGGGAAUAGGCCUUCAGCCUGGCUCCCGGGGGUGUGCUGGAGGUCAGAAGAGGUCCCAGGAGGGUCCUGUCUUCUGAACCUGAUUCCCCCACACCCAUCCCUGCCAAUGAAGGACACAUUGGAGCAGGGGUUUCAGGAAGUUCCUUUUCUGAGGCAGCAACUGGUCCGGGGGGUGCCCAGGCUCGCCUUCCUGGGACUUGGAUAGCAACAAGCCUGUCCUCCAGCCUGGCUGCCCCCCUCACACAGGCGGGGCAUUCCCACCCCCCUUUGGUGCUAACAGCUCUCCACCAGGUGGUGUGAGGGCGGGGGUGGCCGGCAGACGGGGCUCUGGGUUCAAGUUAGAGUGCGGGGUCACUGCUGGAAUCGCAGCUCCCCUCCAGGCUCCCUACUUUGUGCCUUUAGUAAACACUGUGCUUUGUA